AUGGCUGAUUUGAGGGCCCUUAGUAAGCGUGAGCGGCGCGUUCUGAAUACGUUGGCUGGACUGGAGAAUUUCGCGACGAAAUAUGAUCCUGCUAGAGACGAGUGUCAAGUCAGCGUACGACUGGAAACGCUAGCAUCAGUCAGCAAGGAGUUCUUCGAGGUUCGGGAACGAAUUGAGCUGUUGAUGGACGAUGUUGAUGAUGCUGAUGCUGACGAGAAAACGCAGGAGAAUGAAAAUCUGCUAGCUUUGAGUAGUUUCGAGGAACGAUAUUACUCCGUGAAGGCCAGUUUGUUGUCGAAGCAGACCCCACUAUCAUCUACAUCGAUGUCUGUCGGAAAUGGUCUACUUGGUGACCGAUCAGAAGCAUCAUUCUCGAAGGUGAAACUUCCAGAAAUUCGCCUUCCUUCGUUCAGUGGGAGGAUUAAGGAGUGGGUUACGUUCCGGGAUAGCUUCCGCAGCCUGAUCCACGAGAACAAGCACCUAACCGAUAUGGACAGGUUCAGCUAUCUGAAGUCAGCCCUGUCAGGAGAGGCCCUGCAAGAGAUCGAGUCGGUGGAGCUUUCGGCAGUGAAUUACAGCGUAGCGUGGAAGGCGCUUGAGUCCCGCUACGAGAACAAGAAGCUGAUUGUGAAGGCACAUUUGGAUUCCCUUUUUGCCGUGGAAGGCUUGAAGCGAGAAAGCUACGACGGACUGAGCAAUCUCAUCAGCGCUUUCGAGAAGAACCUGCAAAUGCUAAAGAAGAUCGGCGAAGAAACUGCUGCAUGGAGUACGAUUCUCGCAUACAUGGUGUAUUCCCGGCUGAAUCCUGCCACUCUACGGCAGUGGGAAACACACCACAAUUCAAAGGGUGUACCGACGUACAAAAACCUGAUCAGUUUCCUUCGAAGUCAUUGUGCAGUGCUGCAAUCCGUCGCCCCAACGAAGCCGAGCCAGUCUGAUCAACGAUCGUCGAAGUCAUCCGUGUGUCACACUACCGUGAGAUCUUCAAGCAAGUGCCCAUUCUGCAGUGGAUCGUGGCAUUCUGCAUUCGUAUGCAGCAAAUUCCAACGUCUUCAAGUUCCCGAGCGCAGUGAAGCUGUGUUCAAAGCAAGAUUGUGUCUGAAUUGUUUGAGUCCUGGUCACAUCGCACGAAACUGCGAGAAGGGUGUCUGUCGUCACUGUCAACAGAAGCACCACUCCCUGCUGCAUAGUGCAUCAGCUAGAUCCUCCGUUCCACAGUCGUAG
Ochlerotatus camptorhynchus is the source of this 1224-nucleotide messenger RNA. RefSeq lists its product as uncharacterized. The record is from RefSeq and is a predicted model, not a curated record. The transcript has a single exon. NCBI's taxonomy places the organism in Eukaryota, Metazoa, Arthropoda, Insecta, Diptera, Culicidae. Gene Ontology annotation, molecular function: nucleic acid binding; zinc ion binding. Bases 1 to 1224 code for a protein of 407 amino acids.